AUGAAUGGUCCUGACUGGAAUGGUACCGAGCGUAAAGAGUAUUAUCGAGGCCUUCCGCGCAAAAUCUCUGACUUUUGCCGUUUUCUUGUUUUUCAUCAAACUGCGGAACCCGGAAAUCUAUUCUCCUCAUUUCUACUUGUCGUGAUGGCCACGCAAGCUGUGAAUUUUGCCACCUACAUUUACAUUACGGGAGUUACAUGGUUGGCAAUGCUUUGGUAUUACCAGGAGGACCCGCCACAUUUCGUCCUAUUCUUCCCGUUCUACAUCGUAUUGGCCUGUGUAUUGUGGGGCGUAACCAACAUUGUGAAGAAAGUAUACGAUUUUGAUGAUUGUGUUUCGGCUCGUGAAGAACUGCUCGGCGAGAUCGACGAGGCAAGGAAGAAUAUGAAGUGCCUGAAGAAAGAC
Messenger RNA from Mesorhabditis spiculigera, 405 nucleotides. Lineage: Eukaryota; Metazoa; Nematoda; Chromadorea; Rhabditida; Rhabditidae. The record is from the annotation of a GenBank genome assembly.